UCAAAUUUGCAUACCAUAGUGCUUACGAAGUGAAACUACAUAUUGUCUCAAACAUCAUUUGCAAGGUACAACAGCUACAUCACAAAACCCUACCUAGUUAGUUGAACAAAAUCAAAGCAACAAAAAUAAUCCUCCUCCGAGAUGAAAUUUAGCCACUAAAACUUUUCCAUGUCAACAAUGUUUUAUAUCUAUAUUUCAAACAAAUAAAAUAAUAACAAUAAUAAAUCAAAAUCAAUCUAUGUUUUCUCCAUUACAUCAAACACAUGUUGAAAAAAAAAACAUUGAAGGAGUAUCACUCGUGUUAGUGAUGGUGUCUAUAUCAAGGAGAUGCACCACAAAGUGCAAUAUCACUAUUGAUAAAACCAAAUUUUUCUUUCUUUUUUGUUCUUCUUAUUCAACAAAACGCGCUCUCCAACUCAUAUAUCAAAUAAACCAAGCUGUUUUACACCCUAAAUCCUUCACACACCAUAGUUAAUCCAUAACUGGUUUGCACUUUCAUCUCUUAACUUUCAAAUCCUUCUCCAGCUAUCAUAUUUUUCACCCUUGAAUCUUAUAAUAUAUAAAUAAAUGGCUUCAACCGUUUUCUUCAACUACCAACUGUCACAACCCUUCACACCAUGUCUGAAAACACUACAACUUAUGCAUCCUCGUCUUCAUCGGGGAAAGUUUUGUCUGGUCGUCAUCCGGUGUACCGAGGAGUGAGACGUAGGAGUAAUGGAAAAUGGGUAUCUGAAAUCCGCGAACCUAGAAAACCUAAUAGAAUUUGGUUAGGAACAUUUCCGACACCUGAAAUGGCAGCUACUGCUUAUGAUGUAGCUGCUCUUGCUCUUAAGGGUAAAAAUGCUAUAUUGAAUUUCCCUAAUUCUUCUUCUUCUUUGCCUGUGCCUGAGUCUUCCUCUGCUCGUGAUAUACAGACAGCUGCAGCUUGUGCUGCAGCUGCUGUAGGCGCAGCAGAGGAUGCACUCACAAGUAAUAUUAAUGAGGGAAAUAAUAAUCAUGCAGCAAUGGCGCCGCAGCAUGAGUUUGUUGCAAGUGCGAAUGAGAACAACAAUGUUAACCAUGAGUUUGUUGAUGAGGAUUUGAUAUUUGAUAUGCCUAAUGUUUUGGUUAAUAUGGCUGAAGGAAUGCUUCUAAGUCCUCCUCGUUUUGACUUUGCAAGUGAUGAGUAUGAUGCACAAGAAAAUAAUAUGUGUGAUGAUUCAAACCUUUGGAGUUAUCCUUAUUUCCCAUAAGAUAUAAACAAUGCAUGAAUGAAUCUUAAAAUAAUUAUAAUCAUAAUAGAAAGGUAAGAUGUAAUAAAAUAAAUGGGAGAACUCUCACAUCAGGAUUUUGCUUAGACAUGAGGAAAUGCAGUACUAGUGAUGUGUGUGUGGAAGUGGAAUUGUGCCUUUCUUUGCUUCUUUUGUUCGUUUAUUCAACCUUAUGUACAUUAACUAAUUAGGUACAUUCUAUAUUAAUUAAGGUUUGCUUGCUGCUGCACCUUAAAUAUAUAUGUAAUGUAUAUAUUGUCAUGUAAUGUGUUAAUUAAAUAAUCUUUUGGG
Trifolium pratense (red clover) is the source of this 1541-nucleotide messenger RNA. RefSeq names its product ethylene-responsive transcription factor ERF024. The record is from RefSeq and is a predicted model, not a curated record. The transcript has a single exon. Gene Ontology annotation, biological process: regulation of DNA-templated transcription. The coding region runs from base 618 to 1232 and encodes 204 amino acids. Lineage: Eukaryota; Viridiplantae; Streptophyta; Magnoliopsida; Fabales; Fabaceae. Gene Ontology annotation, molecular function: DNA binding; DNA-binding transcription factor activity.